AACAGAGAAGAGAAAAUUGAGUUUCUUUUUCAAGAAGUCAUGGAGAUGUCGGGAAGCUUGACUUGCGUUGUCGUGGCGGUAGAUGGAAGCGAGGUGAGCAUGGAAGCUCUGAGGUGGGCAUUGGACAACCUCAAGCUCUCAUCGCCUUCUCCCGAUUCAUCAUUCGUCGUCCUCCAUGUCCAGCCUUCGCCUUCUGUCGCCGCAGGCGUUAGCCCCGGAACCAUCCCUUUCGGUGGUCCCAGUGGUCUAGAGGUUCCUGCUUUCACCUCUGCGAUCGAACAACACCAGAAACGGAUCACAGACACCAUCAUGGAUCACGCUCGUCUGAUUUUUGCAGAUAGACCGGUGAAUGUGAAAACGCAAGUGGUGGUUGGUGAUCCAAAGUAUAAGAUAUGCGAGACUGUUGAGAAUUUGCACGCAGAUCUGCUUGUCAUCGGCUCUCGGGCUCAUGGCCGCAUUAAGAGGAUGUUUUUGGGAAGUGUAAGCAACUACUGCACCAACCAUGUGCACUGCCCUGUUGUGGUUAUUAAACCUAAAGGGGAUUCUUCCGAAUAACCAGGAAACAUGUACAUAUACCAAAGGGAUAUCAGAACCAUAUUUGUGAAUUAUUGUGAAGCUAUGGAAGCAAAAGCAAAGAGUUACUGGUGUGAAAGUGAAAAUAAAUAAGAGCUACAGAAACAUUGGCUAGCUCAGUGCAUGUCUUUGCAUGCACUCUUCUUCAUCUUUAUUUUCUUUUUAACAUGUGGUGUGAAUUGAAUUGUGUUUAGUCAGAAGGUUUACAUUCA
Molecule: messenger RNA, 785 nt
Organism: Raphanus sativus (radish)
Lineage: Eukaryota; Viridiplantae; Streptophyta; Magnoliopsida; Brassicales; Brassicaceae
Product: universal stress protein PHOS34
Exons: 5
Coding region: 40-555 (171 amino acids)
Source: RefSeq, a predicted model, not a curated record